AUGAGGAAUUGUUGAUCCGACGGAGCUGAACAUUUUUUAUAAGUUUACUUGUAUUACGGCUGCGUUGCACACCGCGAACAGUAUUUUAACGGCAAUCGUAAAGAAAAUGAAUAUCUACACGUCACAUCUCGACUUUCAAAAACCGUAAUAUGAAGCGUUUGAGGGUCAAAACUGUUGGCAACAAUUGCGUGGAAGACCAAAACCCCAGCAGGUUCGACGUGGCUUUGGUAGAAAACAGAACUGAUUCGGCCGAGAGAUGGUUAGAAGCACAGAUUUUGCCAAGCGAUACGCUGCAAGCCAUCGCAUUGAGGUUCAAUUGUUCGAUCGCCGUUUUAAAGAAGCUCAACAAAAUCGACAAGGACAACGAGAUUUUCGCUCGUAACGUGAUUCGCAUACCUGUUACACCUCAUUCAAUAUUGUUGGAAACGCUACCGAAAGUUCACACAAGCGGUAACAGUAGCCCCAGGAAUCUUACAAGCAGCUCGGAACAACAUCACAAUUCUACAAGUUGUGAUACUACGCUGGAUGAGAAACUUAUUGUAGCGGCCGUUAGCAGUGCAUCAUAUGAAACAAACAUCACGGUUGGAAGUCCAAAGUCUUCCGAAGAAAAUAGGGAAAUUGAUCGAGAAGACGAAUGCUACGGAUGCGACUUUGACGAUUCGCAUUCUCGGCAACCUUUGUUGAUUGAUGACGAAAACUUACCGCAACCACGAGCGCUACGGUUACCAGCUAACGAUUUUUCAUGCAAUGGAAGUGAUUGUGAUAUUUCAUGGAUAUGUCUGCUCGUUUUUAUUUUAGCUUUAUGCUUUGCUAUCCCACUUAUUUAUGUAGUAUAUAUAGCGGAACACAGGGAAAAAUUCCAUCACGGUAACUUUAGGGAUAAUCAUAGCAUACAAAUUUAACAACCAUAAACACUACUGAACAACCUUGCUGUUCAACAUCUUUUAUUGGAAAACGGUUCAAUAAAAAGUGCCUUUUGCAAUU
Messenger RNA from Anopheles cruzii, 984 nucleotides. Its product is annotated as lysM and putative peptidoglycan-binding domain-containing protein 3. The transcript has 3 exons. The record is from RefSeq and is a predicted model, not a curated record. Bases 150 to 902 code for a protein of 250 amino acids. NCBI's taxonomy places the organism in Eukaryota, Metazoa, Arthropoda, Insecta, Diptera, Culicidae.